AUGGCAGCGCAUGCGGCAGGCACGCUGCAGGGCCUUCUAGAUUGGGCAGAGAGCAACAAAACUGCCACCGACAGAGUCACGGUGGCCGCCAGCAUCGUAGACGAUGCGCCGCUGCUGGUCGCAGCGCGCGAUGUCUCCGCCGGCGAGGCGAUCCUCACCAUCCCCGACGCAAACUGGGUCAACACUGCAGCCGUGGCCAAGUCCCCGAUCGGCCCCAAGGUCGCGGGCCUCGAGCCGUGGCUGCAGCUCGCGCUGCUGCUGCUGCACGAGCGCCGCGGCGGCGGUGGCGGCGUAGGCGGCGGCGCCGCGCCGGCCGCGUUUGUCGCGUCGCUGCCGGCGGCGCUCGACACGCCGCUGUUCUGGAGCGACGACGAGGUGGACCUGCUGCAGGGCACGCAGCUGCUGCAGCAGCUGUACGGCUACAGGCAGUUUUUCAGGCAGACGUUUGCUGACAUGGAGGAGGGGCUGUUUGCCCCCGACCGCGCCCUGUUCCCCGCCGACGCAUACACCUACGAGUCCUUCGUCUGGGCGGUGGCGACGGUGCGCAGCCGCACGCACGCGCCUCUGGACGGCGGGGCCAUCGCGCUGGUGCCGCUGGCCGACCAGCUGCCGCACCGCCGCGCCGCCAACUGCGUGUGGCGGGCGAAGCAGCAGGGCCUCUUCGGCCGCGGGCAGUCCCUGGUGGUCGAGGCGACGCGCGCCAUCCGCAAGGGCGAGGAGCUGUCGAUGGACUACGGUCCGGGCAAGCUGGACUCUGGACUGUUGCUGGACUAUGGCGUCCUGGACACCACUUGGCCCCAGGCUUAA
Monoraphidium neglectum is the source of this 807-nucleotide messenger RNA. RefSeq names its product rubisco large subunit N-methyltransferase. Bases 1 to 807 code for a protein of 268 amino acids. The record is from RefSeq and is a predicted model, not a curated record. Gene Ontology annotation, molecular function: protein binding; protein-lysine N-methyltransferase activity. Gene Ontology annotation, biological process: peptidyl-lysine monomethylation. Lineage: Eukaryota; Viridiplantae; Chlorophyta; Chlorophyceae; Sphaeropleales; Selenastraceae. The transcript is spliced from 5 exons.